AUUUUGAUUCGUAAAAAUCAACGUCAAUUAAUGUAGGUGCUAUGUCAUUGGUUAUUUUGCAUUUAAAGACACCGCCUCCUGGAAUAAAGCCACGCCACGAGUUAUUUCGUUUGUCUUGUGUGAGAGAGUUGCGCGAGUGGAAGUUGUAAAAUAAGACAGUGAUUGUUUUGUUACGGGUCUUUCCUAUGUUGAUUUGCUCUCUUCCCAUCCACCGCAACAGACCCUGGCCUGCAAGUAUUGGUGCAACAAGUUGCAUAGCUUCCUGGCUUGAUGAUGGGAGAAGAACCUGCGACGAGAGAGACAGAGAUGUCUGACGCUGGCUCAGACGAGGAGUUGGAGCUUCCCGCACGGAUGGAGGAGGGGAGUCACAACGGGAGUAUCAGAAAGGGUUGUGAUCCAUGUUCCCAGACCCAGCGCAGUAAGCUGCAGCACCGUAGAGCUCGUAUCAACCAGCAGAUCAACAAAGAGAUGAGGAUGAGGGCUGGGGCUGAAAACCUCUUCAGAGCCACCACUAACACCAAGGUAAAGGAGACUGUGGCUCUAGAGCUGAGCUUUGUCAACUCUAACCUGCAGCUACUGAAGGAAGAGCUAGAGGAACUCAACAGCAAUAUGGAGGUCUACCAGACAGAGAGUGAAGCCAUCAAUGUUCCCAUGAUCCCACUGGGUCUGAAGGAGACCAAGGAAGUGGACCUCACUGUCCCUCUCAAGGACAUUAUCUGUGAGCACUAUGGAGAGGACAGCUCUUUGUUUGAGAAGGAGAUCAAGGAGUUAAUGGAGCUCAGACAGGCCAUGCGUACCCCCAGUCGUAAUGAAGCAGGUUUGGAGCUUCUGAUGGAGUAUUAUAACCAGCUGUACUACCUGGACCAGAGGUUCUUCCCCUCACACAGAACACUAGGAGUCCACUUCCACUGGUAUGACUCUCUGACAGGUGUGCCGUCGUGCCAGCGUGCGUUGGCGUUUGAGAAGGGCAGUGUGCUGUUCAACGUGGGGGCUCUCUACACACAGAUAGGAGCCAGACAGGACCGCUCUGCUACAGCUGGCAUAGACCGGGCUAUAGACGCCUUCCAGAGAGCUGCAGGUGCAUUUAACUACCUGAAGGAGAACUUCUCCAACGCUCCCAGUCUGGAUAUGAGUGGCCCGUCACUAUGCAUGCUGGUCCGCCUGAUGAUUGCCCAGGUGCAGGAGUGUGUGUUCGAAAGAGUCACACUCACAACUCAGGACACGCACUUCAUCACCCAGCUACAAGUGGCAAAGGAGGCCGCACGGGUAUCUGAUGUGUAUAGCUUGGUACUCCAGACCAUGUCUCAGACCCUUGUGAAGGACUAUGUCCCAUUCUCCUGGGCCUCCAUGGUUCAAGUGAAAGCAGAACACUUUAGAGCCCUCUCCCACUACAAUGCUGCUGUCGCUCUCUGUGACCACACCCAGUCCAUUGAGGAAGGGGGUGACGAAGAGUCAGCGAAGGCUCUCUUCCAGUUCCAUGUCAGUACUCCUGCUGGACCCCCACUCAGCCAGGUGCUCAGAGACCCUGAGGACAGACGCAAACUGGGGAAGGCCCACCUGCGUUGUGCAGUGAUCAGACAUGAGGAGGCUAUGAGAGUACAUGGUCUAUGUAAGAUCCUGAGGAAGAUGGAUAUUCUACAGGAGGUGCUCUCUUUCGUGUACAAACGCUCCCUGGACAAAUACUCUGAGAUGGACCGAGAGGACGACUUUGAAGAGACUGCAGAGGCCCCCGAGAUACACUCUCAAACCCAGCACAAACCAGACAUCACAGCACCCAACUUCUCCACUGUCCCAGUCACUGACAUCUUCCAAAGGCUGGGACCCCUGUCAGUGUUCUGUGCGAGGGCACGCUGGGGGCCGGUGCGUGUGGUGAGUCUCCAGCGAGGGGAUGGGGGUCUGGGGCUGACUCUUAGAGGAGACUCUCCUGUCCUUGUGGCUGGAGUGGUGCCGGGGGGAUGUGCCCAGGAGGCAGGUUUGAGGGAGGGGGACUAUAUAGUGGCGGUGGAUGGAGAGGACUUUAAGUGGGCUAAACAUGGAGAGGUGGUCCACAUCCUGAAGAGCUGCAGCGACAGAGGAGUACAACUCAGCAUCAUCACACUGCACACACACGACACACAGGUGGAUAGGAGGCAAGUGAUGCUCUCCCCCAGCGGAGACGAAGCGAAUGCUCGGCAACGGACCAUGGGCAGGGCUAAGGGGCAGAGCACCGCCCCCUUACUCAACUGGAACAGGAAGAAGAAUGGGGGAGGAGGCAGAGCCACCAAGAGACUGGGCAGCACCUUCAGUCUGCCGUUUGGAAACCUUCGGGACAGUGAGUCCAUGUACUGAGGGCACAGCAGACAUGUUAGUCUAUUCCAAACAGUGCACUACCAGCCAAAAGUAGUGCACUAGGGAAUAGGGUGCCAUUUCAGACUGUGCCAUAGAUAGAUAGACAAACCACUCAGGGAAUGACAGGUGGACAUGUUACAAUACAAGGGUGUGUUGUAAAUGACUGGAUAUUGAAUGUGUUAUAGCAUCAAAGCAAGGAGAGGAAGAGGAGGAUCGUAGGAAAAGAGGAUGCUUGGUCCAGAUUACAGCAGUUUCAUCUGCAGAGAAACCGUUUUAGAAAGCAGGUGACUGCAUGUAUCUGUCGCUGAGGGAGUUGAGACCAUGUAAAUGACGUCCCAAAAUAGGCUACAUGUUGGGGCCCAGUGUUAUUGUAGCUUACUAUUUUACAGAUGGAAGAAGACUCAAUGUCAAACUACAGCCGCUGAUCCAAAGACCACAUGUCUUAAUCAGUGAAAAUAUAGGUGUAUAAACACUAAUCGCCUUUUGUAGAGAAUAAUAAUGUUUUGUAUACUUUCAAUGCAUUCUUUUCUGCAAAAGCUGGGUAAAUGCUCCCGUAAAAAAAAAGGUGCACAAACAGCUUUUACGUUUUUGGUGUUUACCCUCCACUACACCACUGGUCUUAAUGUUAAACAUGUUUUACUGUAUCCCAGAGUCCUGCUGUUCCACUCCAGUUCUAACCAGGUCGCUCAACUCAACAGUAAAAACAAGGACAUCCAUUCAGGACCUGAGUUUAGCCCUCACUUCCUCAAGUUAGAGCAUUAUGCAGCUUGUUGAAGCAGAGAAUGUAUAGCUGUAGCCAUGGCACUGCAUUCCAUUCUCCUACCAGUGUUCUAGAGUGGUUGAUGUAAAGUCCUUUGUUUCUGUUUGAUAGUUGAGUACAAAUGACUACCUACAAAGUACUUCAAUGGUUAUACACUGAGUGGACAAAACAUUACAGACACCUGCUUUUUCCAUGAGACUGACCAGGUGAAUCCAGGUGAAAGUUAUGAUCACCUGUUAAAUCCACUUCAAUCAGUGUAGAUGAGCGG
This is a messenger RNA of Salmo salar (Atlantic salmon), 3356 nucleotides long. NCBI's taxonomy places the organism in Eukaryota, Metazoa, Chordata, Actinopteri, Salmoniformes, Salmonidae. The record is from RefSeq and is a predicted model, not a curated record.